GGUCCUGAUUUAAGUGAAGCUUUAUUGAUCUUUUAAUCGGCCCCUUUCUCUCUCUCUCUCAACUGGUUCGUAAAAUCAAACCCUAGAUUUCCAGCUUUCAUACUCAAUACUCAACUCGUUGCUCUUCGAUAAUGGCGCUCGCUUCUCGCAUCCUCUCCAAAUCUAAGCAGCUGUAUACUAUUCAGACUAUUUUACCAAAGGACAAUGUGAUUCCUGCUCGUUACUAUGCCAAAGAAGCUGCUCCCGCUCCCAAGGCUCUAAAGGGAGAUGAGAUGCUUAAGGGCAUUUUUUUGGACGUUAAAAAGAAGUUUGAGACUGCUCUUGGUGUACUUCGUCAAGAAAAGAUCACCAUAGCCCCAGAGGAUCCUGCUGCUGUACAACAAUACGCUAAUGUCAUGAAGACUGUAAGAGAAAAGGCAGAUCUCUUCUCAGAGUCACAGAGGAUUCAAUACACAAUCCAAACCCGAACUCAGAAUAUUCAGGAUGCUCGUACUUAUCUUUUGACUUUGAAGGAGAUACGACUCAAGAGGGGUCUUUCUGAUGAACUUGGUGCUGAGGCCAUGAUGUUUGAUGCUUUAGAUAAAGUUGAAAAACAACUAAAGAAACCUCUUGUGAGAAAUGACAACCAAGGAAUGAGUCUUCUAAUGGCUGAGUUUGAUAAGAUCAACAAGAAGCUUGGAAUAAACCCAAAUGAUUUACCCAAAUAUGAGGAACAGCUGGAACUUAAAAUUGCAAAGGCACAGCUUGAAGAGUUAAAGAAGGAGACCACUGAGGCAAUGGAAACUCAAGCAAAGAAGGAGGAAUUCCAGGACGAGCAAAUGGUUGAUCCCAAGUCAUUGGACAUCCGAAACUUCAUCUGAGAUUCUAGCUUGGAAAUUUGACUAUUUGCUGUGUAAAAACACUUGUUGGAGAGGAGAGUUGAAGGCUGUAGUUGUUCAGCUCAUUGGCAGAAAUACCCACCUUUUCUCCCAUUUUGUUUUGAAAUAAAUUGGAUUUUGUUCUGCCAGGAAAUGCGCAGAAUAUAUAUCAAUUGAAUGGUUUUUGAGAUGUGAUAAUUUAGAAAUACUGGUUUUUGAGCACAUGAUAUUGCUUAAAAAAGUUAUGAUGACUACAAUUUACAUACAUUUUGAAUAUGUACAGCUUAUUUGAGGUGACAAUCAAUCAA
Molecule: messenger RNA, 1165 nt
Organism: Chenopodium quinoa (quinoa)
Lineage: Eukaryota; Viridiplantae; Streptophyta; Magnoliopsida; Caryophyllales; Amaranthaceae
Product: probable ATP synthase 24 kDa subunit, mitochondrial
Exons: 7
Coding region: 132-860 (242 amino acids)
Biological process (GO): pollen development
Source: RefSeq, a predicted model, not a curated record